Molecule: messenger RNA, 1313 nt
Organism: Manis javanica (Malayan pangolin)
Lineage: Eukaryota; Metazoa; Chordata; Mammalia; Pholidota; Manidae
Product: protein PIP-1-like
Source: RefSeq, a predicted model, not a curated record
GUUCAUCAGCGCCCCUGCAUCUCACAAAUCCUUUGGCUGAGUAAGGCGUCUCCAGUUCUCCCCUUUUAACAACGCUCGGGGAAAUGAGACCAAGAGCAGCCCCGAGAGAACGCGGCUCGCGGAGGUGAAGACCUUUGAGGCGGCAAGAACCCAGGACUCCCCUCAGGCCCCCUAGGUGUCUGCAGGGGCCGCCCUUGGCCUCAGCUCCCAUUGGCUGCCCCUCCCAGCCGGCUAUAAAGCCGGAUUCUAAGGGGCUGGGUACCUGCGGCUCUCCUGCCUUCUGCUGCCUGGGCCUGGGCCUGAGAUGGGGGCGCGCGUCCUGCUGGUGCUGUUGAGCCUCUCCUCGCUGCUGGGCUUCCUGCAAGCUGUGCAGUGUUUCCAGUGUGAGCGAGUCAACGCCGGUGGCGUGUGUGAGACUGGGGAGAGUUCCUGCCGCACUCAAGGCAGCCAACAGUGCUUUCUGAGAAAAUUCUAUGAAGGUGGCAGGCUCCUGUAUGCACACCAGGGCUGUGGGGAUCUGUGUGUCUCCAUGUCUAUCUUCAAACAGAGUGAUACGCUGGAUUUUGAAUGCUGCAGUGACACAUCCUUCUGUAACAGAUUUUAGAGACUUGGCCCUUCUUGCCCUGUUCCAUUGCUCCUUUAGCCCCGUUCUGUGCUCCUGGAGCUUCAAAGGACCCGGCCAUCAAUCCUCAGCAGUGUCCAAGCCCUGAAACCCGCUCCUCCUCAGCCACAGGCAUUGCUGUUCCCAUAGCUUGACUCACCAGAGAGACGCUCUCUCCUUCACAUCACCCCUGCUCCCUCUGGGACUCUCCUGUCUCCUUCCCCUACCCUCUCUGUGCCUCCAUGACUCCUCCUGCCCCUGUCACCAUGAGCAUGUAGCAAGCUCUCCAUCCUCUCUCUCCUUAACAAGUAUUUUCUGACUCUUAAACCCUGCAAUUAGAUGCAGAUUACAUAAAAGUGAGUAAGACCUGACCUCUGCCCCCAAGGUGCCUUCAGUUUUAGUGGUUCAUUUUCUGCUAGGCUGACCUAGUUCACAGUGGCUUCAGUAUCUUGCCUCUCUCUUAUUCAUAGAACUUAGGGCUGAAAGGGUCUCAUUCACCAACCCCUCUAUUUAUACAAUCACAUACUCUUCCUCCAUCAUUCCCCCUUUCCAUGUUCAGCUUUUUUCCUAAUAAAUCUCAUUUGUUUUUAGGUCACUGUUGUUAGGAAUUAUUUAAUGUUUCAACUAUAUGAGUAAAAUACAAACUCAGCUUAGAAAAAUUAUAAAAUUGUGGCAAAAGCAGACAUCACCAGCAUUCCCAUCUCUCAUGCAG